UUGUGUUGAUGGUUGACUAAGCCAGUGGUAUUCUGGUUCUCAUAUUUUAUUUUAUGGCGUAUUCUAAUACUCGCUGUACUGUUCAGUAAAAUCUUGAGUAAACAAUAAAUCGUAACGGUUAUUGGAAUUGGGAGUAAGUAAAUAAGGCUUAUCAUGAUGUAAAUUGUUACGGAUGAUCUUUAUCUGUGGUUAUAAGUACAGAAUGACCGAAACAAUUAUUUGUGUGUGAAGUUAUUGAUUCUUAUUAGUGCAAUGAACACACAGGUGGUAUCUAGAGAGCGAUCUGUUAUUUUGCCCAAACUUAGUUUUCCAUCAAGUUCUUCUGACCAACGUUUGCAGGAUGUUGGAAAUACCACAGACGUCGAAGGGAAAGUCAAGAAUAGACUGUUGUCAAUGUGGAAUAACGUAAAAUAUGGAAUGAAACUCAAGACAAAUUUCUCCAAAGAAUCUCCAGUAUGGCUUCUAGGUAAAUGUUACAGAAGAAUAGAGAGUCCUUCAUCUGAUUGUACUGAACUGGGAACGGACGUUGCAGCUUUUCAAAGUCAAAGCGAGAUCGUUAAUGCGGAUGACGAAGGCUUUGAGGGCUUUAAAAAAGAUUUUAUUAGCCGGUUAUGGUUGACAUAUCGCCGCGAAUUUCCUAUUUUAAAUGGUUCUAACUACAGUAGUGAUUGUGGAUGGGGUUGCAUGUUACGUAGUGGACAAAUGUUAAUAGCCCAAGCGUUAGUGUGUCACAUUUUGGGAAGAGACUGGCGGUGGUAUUGUGAUCAACAACCUAAAACUAGAGACGGUUUCAUAGAAGUGGUAAAUCACAGGAAAAUCAUUAAAUGGUUUGGAGAUAAGCCGUCUAGGAAUAGUCCGUUUUCAAUACAUACAUUAGUUAGCUUGGGUGAAGCGUCUGGAAAAAAGGCGGGCGACUGGUAUGGACCAGGAUUUGUGGCUCACCUGUUUCGACAAGCUUUCAAGAGAGCAUCUGAAGAUAACUACGAAUUUGACUCGCUCACAGUCUGCGUUGCACAAGACUGUGCAGUGUACAUUAGAGAUGUACUAGAAGAAUGCACUGAUAGAAAUGGCAAGUGGAAGGGGUUAAUAUUGUUGAUACCAGUUCGACUAGGGGCUGAUAAAUUCAAUUCGAUUUAUGCGCCUUGUCUUACCACUUUGUUUAGUUUAAAACAGUGUAUAGGCAUUAUAGGGGGGCGUCCUAAACACUCAUUGUAUUUUGUAGGGUACCAAGAUGAUAAGUUGAUUCAUUUAGACCCGCACUAUUGUCAGGAAGUGGUAGAUGUAUGGGCGAUAGAUUUUCCUCUAAAUAGUUUCCAUUGUAGAUCUCCAAGAAAAAUUCAUUUAAGUAAAAUGGAUCCAUCUUGUUGCAUAGGAUUCUAUUGUGCUACAAAAGAAGAUUUUUUUUAUUUAGUUGAAGUAGUACAACCAUUGGUAAUACCACCAGGACGAUCUGACAGUCCAGGUACUGAAUACCCAAUGUUUACUUUCUGUGAUGGAUACAGUCGUGAUGCACAAGCAUCUCCCAAGAAAAUGCCUCCUUCUGAACUUGAAUAUUCUAUAGACAGCAGUACCGACGGAGACGACAUGGGAACUGAAGCGUUUGAAAUCGUGUAACAGCUUCGUUUUCUUUGUUAAAAUACAAAUUGACUGACUGUUACUCAAAUAUGUAUACUUUACAAAAUUCGUUAAAUUUGAAGAGAUUUUUAUUGCAAAUGUAACACUUGAAAGCAAAAUUUGACACAAAAGUAGCAGACGCUGACUACCAAAAUAAAACCUAUAUAAUUUGCGUGGAAGGAGGAUAUCCACUGUUAUAUGCCUCUUUAACAAUCUGUGACAUUUUGUUUGUAUUUUUUUGUAAAUAAUUUUUGCCUUAUUUAUUUUUAUUUAUUUUUAUAAUACAUUCGUAAACUUGUAACUGUAUUGUGAACGAUAAAGCUCUUUUUUUUAUAUAUAUAAACAUGUUAUCUGUUUUAAUCACUCACUGUAUUUGGCUAACCUUAAUUAAAAGAAGCGGGAGAUUAAGUUCAUUCUAACAACAAAUUCAGAACAAAUGAACUAUCGUUCUGGUGUGAGUCAUUACACGUAUGUUCAUAUAUUUGUCCAAACAGUUGUUAUCAAUACAGUAAUAAUAAACCGAAUCGAAUUUUGAA
Messenger RNA from Zophobas morio, 2150 nucleotides. RefSeq names its product cysteine protease ATG4D. The record is from RefSeq and is a predicted model, not a curated record. The transcript is spliced from 8 exons. Gene Ontology annotation, molecular function: protein-phosphatidylethanolamide deconjugating activity. Lineage: Eukaryota; Metazoa; Arthropoda; Insecta; Coleoptera; Tenebrionidae. Bases 253 to 1614 code for a protein of 453 amino acids.